AUGGUUGAGAUCAUUACAGUAAACGGAGCUGAGCUUGCCUAUGAGCUCAGCGGCCCGAAAAAUGCACAACUCAUCAUCACCCUCCACGGCGGAAGGGGCAUGGGGGAUCACAGGUCUGAUUACAAAGUUUACAGCCGCCUAAACGACCGUUUCCGUGUCCUCUCAUUUGACUACAGGGGACACGGGCAGAGCUCUCGGACCAAGCCUUAUACCUUUAAGCAGCUGGUUGACGACAUUGAAGGCGUGAGAAAGCAUUUCUUGGGGCCUGAAGAGAAGGUCAUUAUCUGUGGUGGUAGCUUUGGAGGGUUCCUCGCUCAGCAGUAUGCCAUUACCUAUCCAGCUCGACUUUCGCACUUAAUUCUGCGUGGAACGGCACCAUCUCACCAUCAUGAGGAGGGCGCUAUUAAAACUCUCGAGGACAGAAUCAGCAAGGUCCCCAGUUUCUCAAAGGAGAUGCUAAGGGACAAGGUCUUUGGGGCAUUUCAAGACGACGACGAGUUUAGACUUGUUCACUUUGCCAUGAUGCCGCUAUACCGAGAAGACUUUGAUGCCAACGCAGGACUGAGGGCUUGUCUGGAUACGGUCUAUGUUGCGGAAUCUCACAAUGACCUCUACUCGCAGGAGGAAAAGUACUUUGACUACGUUGAGAAGCUUGACAGCAUCACGGCAAAGACAUUGGUCAUCGUUGGUGAUCAAGAUUGGAUCUGUCCGCCAGACAACUCAAAGAUCAUUUCGGAACGCGUCAAGAAUGCGGAAUUAUUUGUGGUUACUGGUGCCAAUCAUAGCGUGCACGUUGAAAAGUCGGAUCUGGUGCUCUCCAAGAUCAGAGAGUUUUUAGAUUAG
Molecule: messenger RNA, 843 nt
Organism: Fusarium falciforme
Lineage: Eukaryota; Fungi; Ascomycota; Sordariomycetes; Hypocreales; Nectriaceae
Product: AB hydrolase-1 domain-containing protein
Exons: 5
Coding region: 1-843 (280 amino acids)
Biological process (GO): proteolysis
Molecular function (GO): peptidase activity
Source: RefSeq, a predicted model, not a curated record